Molecule: messenger RNA, 752 nt
Organism: Myiozetetes cayanensis
Lineage: Eukaryota; Metazoa; Chordata; Aves; Passeriformes; Tyrannidae
Product: multiple epidermal growth factor-like domains protein 8
Exons: 6
Source: RefSeq, a predicted model, not a curated record
AAAAACCCCACCCCCCCCUGAGCCAUGGGGGUCCCCGUGGGGGCCGUGGCGCUUUUGGGGGCCCUGUGGUUUUUGGGGUGUCCCCCCGGGGGGGGCGCCGGGGACUGCAAAGGGCAGAGGAGGGUCCUGAGGGGGUCCCGCGGCUUCGUCACCGACGGGCCCGGCAACUACUCCGUCAACGGCAACUGCGAGUGGCUCAUCGAGGCCCCCAGCCCCCGUCACAGGCUGCUCCUGACCUUCACCUUCAUGGACACGGAGUGCACCUACGAUUACCUGUUCGUCUACGACGGGGGCUCCACGCGCAGCCCCCUCCUCGCCGCCCUCAGCGGGAGCUCCCUGCCCGCCCCCCUCGAGGCCACCUCGGGAAAGAUGCUGCUGCACCUGUUCAGCGACGCCAACUACAACCUGCUGGGCUUCAACGCCAGCUGGGAGGCCUCGCUGUGCCCGGGGGGCUGCUCGGGGAGGGGGCUCUGCGACCCCCAGGGCCUCUGCCGGUGCCCCCCGGGCUGGGGGGGACCCUCCUGCGCCCGCCCCCGCUGCCAGGACCACUGCAGGGCCCCCGGGGGCACCUGCAACCAGGAGUCGGGGGUCUGCGAGUGCCAGCCGGGUUUUUUGGGGUCCUCCUGCGACCUGGCCCUGGGGGACAACCUGGGGAAGUCUCCUGGGCUGGACCUGAACCAGGCCCUGGGAGACCUCGUGGUCUACAACUUCAGCACCAACCGCUGGAGCCGCAUCCUGGGGACCCCAGCCCG